UCUGCAAUACUUCAGUCAGAUUGCAUGGCAAAGCCCAUUUUCUUCCUUACCAUUCAAGUGAUCAUCUUGGCAGUAACAUGUGUGCAUGCAAAGAGUGAUAAAGAGCUUACAAGCAAGCUACUCUGCAGCCAAUGCUCGGCUUGCGACGUGAGCAAAUGCCCGGCCAGUGAUGCAUAUCCUCAUUUGACAGCAUAUGAUGACUCUCUCAUUGCUGGCUCCUUGCAAUCAGACUUUGUUUCUUUCAAGGAUCGAAGAGUUUAUGCGGUUUCAGAUAUCAAGGGCGGCGAAUCUGAGACCUACAAUGCAUACUAUGGCUGGCAAUCGACCUCAGGAUCGGCUUCUGGCUAUCAUAGAUUCAGCAAUUACAUGGACAAGUGCUCCGGUCAAAACUAUUUGACAGUCCAUGAACAUGGAGUGGUUGAGCUUCGCUCAUUGCAUUCGCUGAAAGACUUGGGCCAGGCUGAUUGGAAAUCGAUCAAUCCUCCACCAAAAUACAACCACCGGAAUUUCCGCUUCUGGGUGAACCGGAGCACUGGAAAAUGCCUGACAGUUUUCGGAGGAAAAAAGCAGAAGAGGAAAGUUGGAGUGGCAAAGUGCAAGUUCAAUGGAUCGAAACUGUCUCAAUUGUUCGCCUUUCGGUUCCAUUAUCACAAGGCUUUUUGCUGCUGUGGUCUUCACAAUGACUGAUCUUGAGACUUCCCAAAGAUAUCAAAAGCUUUAUGCAUGCAGGUGUGUUGCAGAAAUAAAGAUAGAUAAUCAGUGUUGCCCCUCUGUUAUGCUUCUAAUAUUGAUACAAUGGGUAAACAUUCAUCGGUUUCUUCUAAGUGAAAUAAGAUUAACAGCACCAAAAGACUGCAAUGCUGAGAAUUAUAAUUCACAGGCUAAGCUACAUUUUAUUUAUAAAAAAAUGAUUCAAUGCCAUGUUCAAAUCCAAGUAAUACAAAAAAACAUUGUGGUUGCUUCAAAUGAUAAAAGUAAAACUAAUCCUUACAUAUUGAACAUCUUCAGUUUCGAUCUGAAAUUAUUCAUCACAACUGCUAUGCUUCUAACAUCAAUACAACCGAUAAACAAUUCAUCCAUUUCACUUAAACAAGAAAAUCAGCAACAUCAAAAGAUCGAAAUACAGAGGUAAUUCAGAGGACAAGCAACAUUUUUUUUUAUAAGAAAUUAUUCAAUAGCAUGUUCAACUCCAAAUAAUACACAGCAUCAUGAUUACUUCAGGUGAUACAAAGUAAAGUCAAUUUGGAUCUAAUGCUAUCAAAGCACAAAAUUAUUCCCCAUGUCCAAACCAAACAAUGCAUAGAAAAACACUCAACAGAAACACAUACUAAUUUGUUCUAAGCCUCAUCACUGUAAUAAUUGCUGUAAAACCAAGCACCAAA
Dioscorea cayenensis subsp. rotundata (Guinea yam) is the source of this 1382-nucleotide messenger RNA. RefSeq lists its product as uncharacterized. NCBI's taxonomy places the organism in Eukaryota, Viridiplantae, Streptophyta, Magnoliopsida, Dioscoreales, Dioscoreaceae. The record is from RefSeq and is a predicted model, not a curated record. The transcript is spliced from 2 exons. Bases 25 to 687 code for a protein of 220 amino acids.